AUGCUAUAUACAAACUUGUUACGCCAAAGUUCGAAAUUCACCAAAAAUAUAGCUGCACAGCCCAAUUAUGGUCCAAAAUCCCCAUUAGUGAAAGGUAGGCUGUAUACUAACCUUCUAGUUACAUCACUGUAUGGAACAGGUCUGGCAUGUUUAUAUCUAGAAUCACAGAGCUUGAAGAAGUCCAAAACGAAGCAGUACCCUCUUGCUAUCUCAAAAGAUGACGUCGUAGAUAUAGUCCACGACGCACCAAAUAGGAUAUUCAAACCAACACUUAGUACACAGGAAGAGGAAGUGCAAGAUUUGGAGGGAAGUGACCUUCAUAAAGUAGUUCAUUCUCUGACUUAUAGUGAUGUCUCUCAAUUCGCAAUCGCUUGGGGGUUUCUCAUUCAACUAUCGAACCUCAUCGGCAACUCUUCAUUGGGCAGAAAAUCUAUAUUUUAUAGGGGGAGUGUUCUUAGCGUUAUUGGGUUUCCGCCCUUGAUUUAUAUGGCCCUCAGGCUUAGAAUGAAGCAACUGCAGAAAGUUGGAGUUCAUUUUGAAUGA
Saccharomyces kudriavzevii IFO 1802 is the source of this 543-nucleotide messenger RNA. It is a transcript of the gene FMP33, whose product is annotated as Fmp33p. Bases 1 to 543 code for a protein of 180 amino acids. NCBI's taxonomy places the organism in Eukaryota, Fungi, Ascomycota, Saccharomycetes, Saccharomycetales, Saccharomycetaceae. The transcript has a single exon. The record is from RefSeq and is a predicted model, not a curated record.